Messenger RNA from Syngnathus acus (greater pipefish), 2820 nucleotides. It is a transcript of the gene mpeg1.1, whose product is annotated as macrophage expressed 1, tandem duplicate 1. Lineage: Eukaryota; Metazoa; Chordata; Actinopteri; Syngnathiformes; Syngnathidae. Gene Ontology annotation, biological process: defense response to bacterium. The record is from RefSeq and is a predicted model, not a curated record. The transcript has 2 exons. The coding region runs from base 48 to 2171 and encodes 707 amino acids.
GAAACUUAAGUUCAGCAGUGUUUGCCUACAUUUUAGACACACUCAAGAUGAGGGCACCUGCGACUCUCCUGGCUCUCUCUCUCCUCCAACUUUGUUUGUCGGUUCCCGUCAGCCGUCCGACCAACUGGCUACGACAAUGUCGAACCUCCACUAAUGUCUCCAUCACAGCCCUGGAAGUUCUUCCGGGCGGAGGCUGGGAUAACCUACGGAACAUGGAUAUGGGUCGGGUCACGAACCUCAGUUAUUUCCAUUGCCAGACCACCGAGGACGGACUCUACUUCAUACCAGAUGAAGUUUUUGUCAUACCCCACAAGGAGACAGGAGUGGAGACCAACUCUGAGAUAAUCAGCUCCUGGCAGGAACAGCAAAGCUCGACGUCUCGGGGUAUAAAUGCCGAUGCAUCAUUCUUUUCUCUGCUGAAUGGUAAAUUCUCGACUGAGAACCAGAGGAUGAAAAUCCAUCAGGUCAAAGACUCUUCAACUACAACCAGAGUGCAGGUUCGCAACCUCCUCUACACAGUUCGGGCUUAUCCGGACUUCAGUCUCGAUUCCCGUUUUGCUCAGCAAGCCAAGGAGAUAGCGGAUGCAAUUGAAAACAACCAAACAAGGAAUGCAAACUACCUCUCAGAGAAGAUGGUGUUGGAAUACGGUACCCACGUGAUCACCAGUGUCGACGCUGGGGCUACGUUGGUGGAAGAGGACUACUUGCGUUCCUCGUAUCUGUCGGACAAAACGUCGGAUAGUUCUGCCAUCAAAGCCUCGGCCGGACUCAACUUUUUUGACAAACUCAAGUUUGACAUAAGUAGCCAAACUGUCCAACAGAGCUCGUCACUCCAGACAUAUCAGUCAAACAUUCAGUAUUCGCUCAUUGAAAGCCACGGCAGUAUACCUUUCUACCCAGGGAUCACUCUGCAAAAGUGGCAAGAAAAUACCAGAAACAACCUGGUUGCAAUUGAUCGCUUUGGAUUAGUCCUGCCCUACUUCAUAAAUGCCAACACCUUCCCUGAUCUGCCACAGCCUACUGUCAACAAAGUGGCCAAUUCUGUCAGCAAAGCCAUAGAGCGUUAUUACAAGGUCAACACUCGCCCUGGGUGCGUUGACAUCAACUCCCAGAACUUCAACUUUCAAGCAAACAUCGACGACGCUUCAUGCGACGGCCCCGUAACAAACCUCAGUUUUGGUGGCGUCUACCAAAACUGUAUUCCUCUUUCCCAAAAUGCAGGACCACUGUGUGACACUCUGGCUCAGAAAAAUUUGGAUACAGGUGACUUCUCCUGUCGAGCACCUUACUCGCCUACUUUACUGAGAUCAGAGGUGAGACAGCAAGCUUACAGCGUAUACGAAUGUCAUGAUGAGACAUACCGAUGCGGGAUCUUUCACUGGUCCCACUGUCAUCGUCAAGUUUGUCAGGACAACUCGUACGUCCGCUUGGCUCGCAUAAACACCUACUGGUGUUCGGUCAGUGGCGAGGCUCCGGAAAACUCCGGGUAUCUCUUUGGAGGGAUCUAUAGCCCUUCCCUCUUGAACCCUAUCACCAACUCUAAAACCUGCCCAAGAAAUUAUGUGCCUCAAAAGUUUCUUUCAGACGGUCAAGUGAUUUGUUUGAGCAAGGACUACGAGGCUGGCACAAAAUAUGCCGUACCAUUCGCAGGCUUCUUCAGCUGUGAGUCAAACAACCCUUUGGCGGGGCAACAACGUCGCUGCCCCCCCAAGUUUAGUCAACAUCUUGCCGCCCUCAGCGAUGGUUGUGAAAUCCUUUACUGUGUCCAGUCGGGAUUAUUCACAGGCGGGGAGCUUCUUCCAAUCCAUCUCCCUCCUUUUACUAGGCCACCGCUCCUUACUGUAAAAGCCACCAACACAGUAAUGGUGAUGACUGAAGGUGAAAAUAGCUGGGUAAGAGUCGGAAACACCAAGACCUGGAAACUUGCAGAACCCAAAGAUGUUCAGAGCAUUUUAAGAAGCUUUAACCAGAACCAGAGUCAGAUGUCCGGCGGAGAAAAGGCAGGGGUAGCAUUUGGCGUGAUAGCCAUGGUAGCUCUGGUGCUCGUGGGAGUCGUCUUUGUCAAAAGAAGACUGUCCAGGAUGACCUUAAGCAGAGGUUACACAGAAAUACGCCAAGAAGACACCGUAGACGAAGAAGAUGAGACACCGAUUCUGCAAAACAAUGCAUGACAAAUGAGGGCUGACAUCUUUUGAAUAUUGUAAUCACGUGAUUCAAAUAGUUAGUAAUCGUAGAUCUUAAGCUUGAAAUGUUAUGCACUGGCACUCGAGUGAGCAAAGAGUUCAUUUGUUAUUAAUGGUACCUUGACUUACGAGUUGAAUUUGGUUUGUGAGCACGCUUCUGACAUAAAUCAUUCAUAUCGCAAAUCAGAUUUCUCCACAUUAAAAGGAAUGAAAGCGCCAUUAAUCCGUUCCAACCACCUGCCAAAAAUCAUCAACAGGUUUAUGUAACAUGUUUUUCAAUGAGAAAAAGGGAACUGUCCAUCUAGUACUGUACAAUAAAACAUACUGUAAUAAUAAUUAUAAUAAUAAUUAUAAAAGAGCGUAAGGAAAUUUCAUUUUCCCCCUUCAUUGUUCUGUUUUUUUUUUUUACUAUUACACCAUCUUCACUGGCGGGUUUACAACUCUUUAUGUAGAAAUUUACACUACUUGGGAAUUUCGUUACACUCCUGGCAGACAUUCUUGUAUGAUAAAUAAUAAUGUUGCCUAUUUGUGGAUCUGUUAUUUUUUUUCAAUUAAACGAGUCAAUGGAAAUUUAAGUACUACUGACAUGAACGUAAAAGAAAUUUAUGCUGACAGAAUGCAAUAAAAGUAGUAAUCU